Messenger RNA from Gaeumannomyces tritici R3-111a-1, 4391 nucleotides. RefSeq lists its product as hypothetical. Gene Ontology annotation, biological process: photoreactive repair. Bases 1842 to 4391 code for a protein of 849 amino acids. The transcript has 2 exons. Gene Ontology annotation, molecular function: FAD binding; damaged DNA binding; deoxyribodipyrimidine photo-lyase activity. NCBI's taxonomy places the organism in Eukaryota, Fungi, Ascomycota, Sordariomycetes, Magnaporthales, Magnaporthaceae. The record is from RefSeq and is a predicted model, not a curated record.
AUCUGGACAAGGAAGGAAAUCUAGAUAAGGAAGGAAAUCUGGACAAGGAAGGAAGCACCAACUGCCACAUCGAGCCACAAGCAACCCUCGUCCACUUCAAUAGGUGCUAUUUGCAUUCAAAUUUCAGUGGCAUUUGUUUCCCGAAAUGUUCGGCUAGCUAGUUGACGCAUCUCGGCGGGGGCGAGGGAGAGGCUCCUUGCUUAGCGGCAUGUGUUGGUUUGUCUUUGUCCCGGGCUGAGCCACAUCCAUCAUGGUCACAGGCAUGGUCACAGGAAUGGUCAUAGGCAACCGCUGGAGCUGGGAGGCCCAUCUGGGCUGGGGGUUGGGCUAUCAAACGCGGAAUCCCGGCAAGUCAUGUGUCUUUUGUCAGUAGACACAUGCACCCCCCUCGUGCAGCUAUCAACUAGAGGUACUCGGUCAUAGCCGGCGUCGUGUUGCUCCCCUGCCUCAACUCUAGUCUCCUCUCAGGCCAAAGGACAAACAGCAAACGAUAAACAGUAAACAAUAAACAACAAACAAUAAACAACAAACAACAAACAACCGGUGUCGGCCUGGGGUUGCUGCCGACCUCCGAUGUCAACCACCCCUCCCCCCUGAAAGCGCUGAGUGCUGAGUACCUACCUUCCUGCCCACCUCGACUAGGCAGCUUCGGCUCGCUCUUUCCGCCCACAUCUGCGGCGGAGCGAACCGUCCGGCCCAUCCCACUUCGAGGGGCCUUGUCCCAUCAAUAGUACCCUCUCCCGCAGGUACCAGCGCGUUAUCGGUACCCUGGCACCGGGCAGGGCCAGCCACAGGUCGCCGGCAGUGGGUGCCACGCCCUGACAUACAGCACGUACCGGUACCUCCUGCCUCUGCCUGUCCGGUCCCGAGGCUGUGGUUUGGCUUCUUUCCGCGGGCUUGUCUUGGCGCCACGCUAAAAGACGAACAGCACAUCCGGGGCCCUUACCGGUGAGACUGUGCCUCGCCCACCGUCUGCCCAGUGGCCUCUCUCUGGGUUCAGCUGCAAUCCGCCGCUUUCUCCAGCCUGGCGCCGGCCCCGACCGGUAUCAGGGCAGUCGGCGCCACUGCGGUCGCAUCAGGAAACCCCCUCGUCGUGGCUUUACUGCGUCGACUGCCGUCGGAAGAGGGACAAGCUACACUCGACAUCCUCCUCCACAGCCACCUGAUGACCCUCCAUCUCAGCCAGGCACUCUAGGCCCUUCCUUGUCUGGACUCGGUCGCCUCCAGGGAUAAUCCCUGUUAUGUCGUUUUGCUUCCCCUUCCUACUUCUUGCCAUCCUUUUAGCAAAUACGGGAAUCUCCCCGCUACGGUUUCUGGAGAUAUCUCAUUGUCGGUCUCUUUGACACCCUGGCGACCCAGUCCACGGUUCAUAUAUCAAGUGCCCUACCUCAGUACUCCCUCUCACUCUUGACUGGGCUUCCGUGGAGCCCCUGCAAUCUCUCCGGCUUCUAGCGUCUACGAGCCUGUUUUUCUAGACCCAACUCGUCAGGGCUAGUCUAGUCCCCUUGUCGGUUUUACACUCAUCACCCAUACUGUUCUCGGGCAAAUUCCGAAAGCGGUCAGACUUCAGGCAUCAGCCGACUGGCUGCCCCAUCACAUCGGCGCCGGAGCUUGCCACCCAAACACGCCCCCCCUGUAUUACUGCUUGCGCCGGCCCUUUACUGCAGGCAAACUGGGCAAACUGUAGACCUGUAUAUACUUAGCAGGCCCCCCUCGCCUCCCUUUUCACUGACUGAGCCCAGGCGAGACCGUAAUAGUCGACUAAUCCAGAAUCAUUGGACUAGAUUUACCCUGACCCUUCUCACACACACCCGAGGAAAGGCAUACAGGGCGCUUAAGUCAUGCCUGGACGAAAGAUCCUGAUUUAUCUGCUCCGCAAGGACCUCCGUGUCACUGACAACCCGGUUCUGCACCAUCUGGCAUCGCACAAAGACCAUGGCUUCACACACAUGCUGCCGGUCUUUGUGUUUCCGGCUCAUCAGAUGGAAAUUUCGGGUUUUGUCAAAGAUGGGAGCAAGAGUCCGUACCCCGAGGCCAGGGGCCGUGUCAGCCGGUAUCGGCGCUGCGGCCCUUACCGCGCCAAGUUCAUCGCCGAGUCCGUCUGGAACCUGAAGUCGUCUUUCGAGUCUCUUGAUAGUGGGUUAGAGCUGCGCGCGGGCAUGCUCAAAGACGUUGCGGAGGGGCUUCUCGACGGCCUCGAGAAGCGUGGUGACACGGGCGCCGUGUGGAUGACGGCCGAGGUGUGCCCCGAGGAGACUGCGGACGAGGAUGCCGUCGCGGCCGUCUGCCAGCAGCAUGGCUUUGAGUUCCAGCGAUGGGUUGACGAGAAGUACUUUGUUGAUGAUCGCGAUCUCAACUUCAAGGAAGCACAUGAACUCCCUCAGAUAUUCACCGACUACCGGAAGUCAGUUGAGCCCCUGAGGCAAAAGCCCCGAAAGACCCUCCCUCGGCCUGCUCCUGGUUCCCUUCCUGCAUUCCCAGAGGCCGGGUCCAUCCCCGAGCAGGCAGCGCCCUUUGUCAUACCCGAGACGUACGAAAAACUCGAGCCGGCCCUUCUGCUUCCCUUGAAGGGCCCUUUCGAGACGAUGCUCACCUUACCCGGCGGCUCCAUUAGCGCCCACCCGUUCCACGGAGGCGAGGAUGCCGCACAAGAACGUCUUGUUUAUGUGGUGAGCUCGGGGAUCAUAUCAAAGUACAAGCAGAGGCGCAACGGGCUAGUAGGGGCCGACUUUAGCACCAAGCUGUCGGCCUACCUCGCUCAGGGCUGCAUCACGGCGCGGCAGGUUCACGAGGCUCUCGUGGGCCUCGAGGAUGGGACCGACCCCACGCUCGAGGGUGCCGAGGGCUUCGGCAAGGGAGAAACGGACGACAUCAAGGCCGUGAGGGAGGAGCUCAUGUGGAGGGACUACAUGCGUCUCUACGCCAGGAAGAUCGAGGCCAAGCUGUUUUCUGUGCACGGCUAUCAGAGUGACAGCCGCGGAGAUGGCAGCGGCGCCUCGGUAGAAGACCAGCCACCCGCAGCCGGGGAUGCUGCCACCGCCGCCACCGCCACCCCCGCCGCCACCGCCACCGCCACCACCAGCACCUACCAGACGGCAUGGAAGACGGCAGACCCAGAAGCUGCUGCCUCCACCCCCGAGCAGGUGCGGGAGACGGCGGCCCGCCUGGAGCGGUUCAAGGCCGGCACGACGGGGCUGGGGCUCAUCGACGCGUCGCAACGCGAACUGCUUCACACGGGCUACACUUCCAACCGCGGGCGGCAGAACGUGGCGUCGUUCCUGUCCAAGCACCUGGGCAUCGACUGGCGGUACGGGGCCGAGUGGUACGAGAUGAUGCUGGUAGACUACGACGCCUGCUCCAACUGGGGCAACUGGCAGUACGUGGCUGGCGUCGGCUUCGACCCGCGCGGCAAGGUCCGCAUCUUCAACCCCAUCAAGCAGGCCUUCGACUACGACAAGGACGGCACCUACGUCCGCAUGUGGCUGCCCGAGCUGGCCCCGCUCGCCAGCCUCGAGAACCUGUUCCAGGUCUGCACCACGCCGCCCGACGAGCUCGAGGCGGCCGGGCUGGCCGCAAACGUCAUGGCCACGGACCCGGUCAAGCACAUCCGGUUCAACGUUUCGGGUAAGCCGCCGACCGCCCGCCAGGUGAGGAGGCAGGCCAUCAGGGCGGGCGCCCGCGCCGCCGCGGGGCCAACGGGCCGCCACAGCCCUCCCAAGCCUGGCAGCGCUGACGGUGCCGGCAACGGCGGCGGCGAGCAGGACCAGGCAAAGGUCACCACCACUAGCGCUAGCGCUAGCGCUAGCGCCGUCGCAGGCGCUGGCAGCAGGAACAACAGCAACAGCAACAGCAACAACGCGCAGGCAGUGCUUCUGCAAGCGCCUAGAGGCCCUCUCUCGAAUAGGGGCCAGUGGGGCCGGCCAGCCAGAAGCUACCACGUCUCGGGGCCCGGGAGGGGAGGACCCACCGGCGGCUACGGCGGCGGCCCCCCUCCCUUUGGGGGCAGCAGCAGCCGCAGCCACAACCACAACCCAAACAACAACAACAUGUACCACCGCGGAGGUCCCAGCAAUAGAGGAACCGGCUGGCCCAGACGCGGCGGCGGCCCAGGCGGCCGCACGGCCUACGCCACAACAACCCCGACGCCACCACCCACUCGAGCCUUCCCGGCGGGCGGCCUCGGGAGUCACGGCGGCCGCCACGCGACCAUGGUGGUCAGCGGCGGCGGCGGCGUUGUCGCGAGGGCAACCAUAAGGGGAGGACUCGGCGCGGCGGCGGCGGCGUCGUCGUCAUCGCCACCCGGCGGCGGGCUCGGCCAGCGCUCCACCACGCCGCCGCCGCCGCCGCCGCCGCCGCCGUCUGGCCAGCAGCCGCACCCCGGCGGCGCCUAG